UCUCUUCCAAUGUCAAGAAUGUUACUUAUCGGUAGGAGAUAAUAAUUUUGGAUGCAGGCACUAGCUCCUAGAUUUCAUCAAAACUAGCAUAUCCAUGUAUAAUUAUCGAUUUGUUGAAUAAACUCAUGAAUAUUAGUCGUAUUGUUAUUCGACAUCUAUCGACUAUGUACAAAGAUUCUGCAACGAAUUUGGCCUCUCUCAAGCCAAUUGAAAUUAAAACCUGGCUUGACUCUUUUGACACAGUGCUCACCGAUUGCGAUGGUGUCAUCUGGGUGGAAAAUGAACCACUGCCGCUUGCAACCGCGGUGAUUAAUAAAUUUAUCGAGAAUGGCAAAAAGCUGUUUUUUGUUACCAAUAAUUCAACUAAAACGCGAUCCGAGUUCGUAGCCAAAGCUGUGGAAUUGGGUUUCAAUGUCGAUGUUGACAAUAUUAUCUCUACUGCAUAUCUGGCUGCUCAAUAUCUGAAAGCGAAAAAUUUCAACAAAAAGGUUUAUGUAAUAGGUACUACUGGAAUCACUAAAGAACUGGAGGCGGUAGGCAUUAGACAUAUUGGUAUCGGUGCGGAUAAUCUUCAGGGAACUUUAACUGAAGCAGUCAGAAACUUCAAUCCAGAUCCAGAUGUAGGCGCUGUGAUUGUUGGUUUUGAUGAGCACUUCAGCUUCGUAAAGAUGAUGAAGGCGGCAUCGUAUCUUAACGACCCAGAAGUUAUUUUCAUCGGAACGAACACCGAUGAACGCUUCCCGCGUCCGGAUAGAGUUAUUCCUGGUACUGGCAGUAUCGUCAACGCAGUAACAACAUGUGCUGAACGGACACCAACGGUUAUGGGCAAACCGAAUAAAUACAUUUGUGAUAUUUUGGAGCAACAGUACAUGAUAAAUCCAGAGCGUACAUUGAUGAUUGGAGAUCGUUGCAAUACAGAUGUGUUAUUGGGCAAGAACUGUGGUUUUCAGACUCUGUUAGUUGAGACAGGAAUUCAUAAUGCAAUAGACGUAGAAAAAUUUUCGCGAUCCGAUGACUCAGAAAUCAAAAGAAUGAUACCUGAUAUAUACUGCAGUAAAUUGGGAGAUCUGUUAGAUCAUCUUUAGGUGAUAAUACAAACUUUUAGAAAAUUAUGUUCUGUGUGGUUCGUUGUUGCUAGGCUUUGUUUAGAUGCAGGAUCAAAUCAACAAUAAAGAUUUAAAUAGUUGAUUUUCAA
This is a messenger RNA of Malaya genurostris, 1195 nucleotides long. Its product is annotated as glycerol-3-phosphate phosphatase-like. Gene Ontology annotation, cellular component: cytoplasm. Bases 126 to 1085 code for a protein of 319 amino acids. The record is from RefSeq and is a predicted model, not a curated record. NCBI's taxonomy places the organism in Eukaryota, Metazoa, Arthropoda, Insecta, Diptera, Culicidae. The transcript is spliced from 4 exons. Gene Ontology annotation, molecular function: phosphatase activity.